This is a messenger RNA of Tilletiopsis washingtonensis, 2022 nucleotides long. RefSeq lists its product as hypothetical. Gene Ontology annotation, molecular function: zinc ion binding; mRNA binding. Gene Ontology annotation, biological process: regulation of mRNA splicing, via spliceosome; regulation of DNA-templated transcription. The transcript has 5 exons. Bases 39 to 1985 code for a protein of 648 amino acids. Lineage: Eukaryota; Fungi; Basidiomycota; Exobasidiomycetes; Entylomatales. The record is from RefSeq and is a predicted model, not a curated record. Gene Ontology annotation, cellular component: nucleus.
UCCACAUCCAUCCCUCACCCACACGCACACUCCGCACCAUGUCGUGGCGCAGCAACGCGCAGCGCACCGGCGAGAAUGCCGCGCCGCUCGCAAAGGUCCGCCGCUGGGGCGGCGCAGAGGUCGAGUCGGCGCCCGCGCCCGGCGCCGGCGGCGGCGGCGGCUACGGCGGCAGCAGUGGUGGCUAUGGCGGCAGCAGCGGCGGCGGCAGCUAUGGCGGCGGCGGCAGCUACGGCGCCAGCCGCGAUGCUGGCGGCUACGGUGCGCCGCCCGGCUUCGGCACCGGCGGCCAGCCGGCGUACGACCAGGUGAAGCGCGAGCGCGAGGAGCCGCAGGCGGCCGCAGAUGCACCGCGCAAGCGUCGCUCACGAUGGGGCGACGCGCCGGCUGAUGCGCCCAUCGGCGUGCCCACUGCGCUCUCUGCCAACGUCUCCGCCGCCGAGCUCGACCGGUAUGCGCUCAACGUGCGCAUCGACGAGAUCCAGCGUCGCCUGGCCACGGGCAACGUCAUCCCGCCGGAGCGCGAGCGCAGCCCGUCGCCGCCGCCGACGUACGACGGCGCCGGCCGGCGUACCAACACGCGCGAAGUGCGCUACCGCAAGAAGCUCGAGACGGAGCGCGUGACGCUCAUGGACCGCGCCAUCAAGCUCGACCCCAACUACCGCCCGCCGGCCGACUACCACCAGAUGAAGCGCAACAUGAAGCCCACCGAGAAGGUCUACCUGCCGCUCAAGGAGUUCCCCGACAUCAACUUCUUCGGCCUGCUCGUCGGCCCGCGUGGCAACACGCUCAAGAAGAUGGAGCGCGAGAGCGGCGCCAAGAUCAGCAUCCGCGGCCGCGGCAGUGUCAAGGAGGGCAAGGGACGGCCGGGCGACGAGGACGACGAGGAGAUGCACUGUGUCGUGCAGGCCGACGACGUCGAGAAGGUGCGGCGCUGCAUCAAGGCGAUCAACCUCGUCAUUGAGACGGCUGCGUCGACGCCCGAGGCGCAGAACGACCACAAGCGCAACCAGCUGCGCGAGCUGGCCGCGCUGAACGGCACGCUGCGUGACGAUGAGGGACAGGUGUGCCAGAACUGCGGUCAGAAGGGCCACCGGCGCUUCGCGUGCCCCGAGGAGCGCAACAUGACGGCGCACAUCAUCUGCCACCGCUGCGGCGGGCAGGGCCACUUGGCGCGCGACUGCACGCAGAUUCCAGGCAUGAUGCAGAACGGCGGACCUGGCGGGCCAGGCGGACCCGGCGCGCCCGGCGGCGGCCAGUUCGACUCGGAGUACGCCAAUCUCAUGGCCGAGCUCGGCGAGGGAGGCCCGCGGCCAGGCGGCGCACCAGGACCGGGCGGCCCAGGCCCGCAGGGCGGCCAGCCGGGCCAGCCGGGCCAGCUGUACGGGCCCGACGGCAAGAAGAUUCCGCCGUGGCGCGACCCCAACAUGUGGAACCCGCCGGGCGGCCGCAUGAUGGGCGGCGGCGGCAUGGGUAUGGGCAUGGGCAUGGGAGGCGGCAUGGGCAUGGGCAUGGGCGGGCCGAUGCGCUUCGCCGGCACUGGUGCCAACGGCGCUGCUGGCGGCGACCAAGGCUGGGGCGCUCGCGCUGGACAGCCGCAGCAGCAGGGCUGGGGCGCACCGCAGAUGCAGCAGGGCUUCGGCCAGCCCAUGGCGGGGCAGCAAGACUACAGCAAGGAGUGGGAGGAGUACUACCGCCAGCAGGCGCUCGCCGCACAGGGCGGCGCCGCCGGCUCGCCCGCACAAGGCGCGGCUGCUGCCCAGCCCGCGGCGCCGGGCCAGGAGCAGGACUACGCCAAGCAGUGGGAGGAGUACAACCGCCAGCAGGCGCUCGCCAUGCAGCAACAGCAGCAGGGCGCGGCUCCGGGUGCUGCCGCUGCCGCUGCUCCGGGCGCGGCAGCGGGCGGCGAAAAGGACUACUCGAAGGAGUGGGCUGAGUACUACCGCCAACAAGCGGCACAGGGCCUGCCAGUCCCACCAGGCUUCUAAGCGAAAGAGGAAACCUCAUCCUCUCGCUUCGUCUCCC